AUCUUCUUUGCAAUAAAUCUAUGGUACCAAAAUGGUACCAUAGAUGCGAAGCUUUUGGAUAAUCGUGUUCUUGUGCUCCAUAUGGCUUCACGUUUUAUUUCAACUGCAAGCCGGCGUUUCCCAAAAUUUAUUUGGCGACGAAAUGUAGGCUGCUUUAGAACAUUAUCCAGCACCAUUCAGCUACAUCAAGAUCAAGAUAUUGCACAAUAUCCUGGCCAUGGCUAUAAGCUGCAGUUUACACAUAAAUUAGAGACUGUAGACCCUAUCCGUCAUCAUGGUAUACCUAUUUAUCAAGUUCUAAACACGCAAGGAAUAGUGAUGGAUGAAACUCAAGAUCCUCAGCUUGGAAAAGACACUUUAGUAUCUGUGUAUAAACAGAUGCUUUUGCUCAACACAAUGGAUAAAAUUCUGUAUGAAUCACAACGACAGGGAAGAAUUUCAUUUUAUAUGACUUGUUAUGGGGAAGAAGCAACUCAUUUUGGUACUGCAACAGCUCUGGAUAACAAAGACAUUGUUUUUGCACAAUACAGGGAAGCAGGAGUACUGAUGUGGCGCGGAUUUCCACUAACACAGUUUAUGCAUCAGUGUUAUGGUAAUGAACAUGAUUUGGGGUUGGGAAGGCAAAUGCCCGUUCACUAUGGUUCCAAAGAACACAACUUUGUUACAAUUUCAUCAACACUUGCAACACAAAUGCCACAAGCCUCUGGUGCUGCUUACGCUUUAAAAAUGCAAAAGUCAGAUAACUGUGUCAUUUGUUACUUUGGUGAAGGAGCUGCAAGUGAAGGGGAUGCACAUGCUGCAUUCAACUUUGCAGCAACGCUAAGUUGUCCUGUCAUAUUUUUUUGCAGAAACAACGGUUAUGCAAUUUCAACGCCAGCAUCGGAACAAUACAAGGGUGACGGUAUAGCUGGUCGUGGUGCUGCGUAUGGAAUGCCAGCAAUACGUGUUGACGGCAACGAUGUAUUAGCCGUGUAUAACGCUACCAAGAAAGCACGAGAGAUAUGCAUCAGUGAAAAUAGACCAGUGAUGCUGGAAGCUAUGACCUAUAGGGUGGGACAUCACAGUACGAGCGAUGAUUCGUCCGCAUACAGAUCAGCUAAUGAAGUGAAAUAUUGGAAAGAUAUUGAUUCGCCCAUCAACAGAUUGAGGAGUUACCUAGAAAACCAAGGAUGGUGGUCAGAGGGAGAAAAUGAAGAAUGGAAGGCGCACGCUUUAAAAAAUAUUAUGACGUCAUUUGAGGGCGCUGAAAAGGCGUUAAAACCUGCCGUAGAGGUAUUAUUUUCUGACGUGUACGCAGAAUGGACGCCUAGAAUUCGCAAACAAUAUGAAGAUUGUAUGAAGCAUUUAGAAAAAUAUCCCAACGAAUAUCCGAUAGGGCAAUAUAAAAAUGCAUCCAAUUGAAAGAGAGAGUCCGGUAAUAUUCUAUGCCAAUCAGAAUAGCUGAGCGUAAAUAACUUAAAGCAUAAAAUGUCAUUGCACAAACACAACCUUUUUGAUACUAAGGUAUUUUUUUGACCAUGCGAUAAAUAGUUUAUAGCAACGCCUUCUAGCGACCACGCAACUUCCUCGACAACACAGGCCGUUAACGAAAAGGGGUAUGCUGCAGUGAAAAUAUAAUCUUUUAACUUAAUCUCUAUUGUUUAAGACAAUAUUAUGUUUAUGCUAUAAGAUAACCGCAAUAUUUAUUUGCUAUUUUUUAUCAAGAAUAUUUAUCUUUUAUUACUUGC
Molecule: messenger RNA, 1727 nt
Organism: Hydractinia symbiolongicarpus
Lineage: Eukaryota; Metazoa; Cnidaria; Hydrozoa; Anthoathecata; Hydractiniidae
Product: 2-oxoisovalerate dehydrogenase subunit alpha, mitochondrial-like
Exons: 10
Coding region: 82-1401 (439 amino acids)
Biological process (GO): branched-chain amino acid catabolic process
Molecular function (GO): oxidoreductase activity, acting on the aldehyde or oxo group of donors, disulfide as acceptor
Source: RefSeq, a predicted model, not a curated record